This is a messenger RNA of Drosophila grimshawi, 2426 nucleotides long. RefSeq names its product histone-lysine N-methyltransferase E(z) (gene E(z)). Gene Ontology annotation, molecular function: histone H3K27 methyltransferase activity; protein binding. Gene Ontology annotation, biological process: chromatin remodeling. Bases 59 to 2362 code for a protein of 767 amino acids. NCBI's taxonomy places the organism in Eukaryota, Metazoa, Arthropoda, Insecta, Diptera, Drosophilidae. The record is from RefSeq and is a predicted model, not a curated record. The transcript has 8 exons.
GCAAACACUCACAGAGUCCGCCAGAAAUAAUUGCUGCAACAAAGUGAACAAAAAAAUUAUGAGUAGCAAGGAAUGGAAACGCGUGGUCAAGUUGGAGUACAUGAAAAUCCGUCAGCAAAAGCGCUACAAACGUGCCGAUGAAAUCAAGGAGGCAUGGAUUAAAAACUGGGACGAACACAACCACAAUGUGCAGGACUUGUACUGCGAGUCCAAAGUGUGGCAAGCAAAACCCUACGAUCCACCGCACGUGGACUGUGUGAAGCGCGCCGAGGUAACCAACUAUAAUGGGGGCAACAGUGGGCCGCAGCGAGUGCCCAUUUGUGUGAUCAACGCUGUCACUCCCAUACCCACAAUGUACACAUGGGCGCCCACUCAGCAGAACUUCAUGGUCGAGGAUGAGACGGUGUUGCAUAACAUACCGUAUAUGGGUGAUGAGGUGCUCGAUAAGGAUGGCAAGUUCAUCGAGGAGCUCAUAAAGAACUACGACGGCAAAGUGCACGGCGACAAGGAUCCAUCGUUCAUGGACGAUGCCAUAUUUGUGGAGUUGGUGCAUGCGCUGAUGCGUUCGCAUAGCAAGGAAUUGGAGGAAACUGUGACCAGUCCCACAAUCAAAACAGAGACUAUAACAUGCAAGACAUUGGAGGAAGAGGAGAAAAAGGAGCCACCAGCAGAGGUGGAGACAACGCCAACAACUUCUUCAGCUGCCUCCUCUGCUGCUGCUUCUGCUACUGUGGCAGCUGAUGAUAACAAUAAGGAUGUCGAGGACAAGGAUGUGGAGGACAAGAAGGAUGUGGAUGUGUCUGCUGCAACAGAAACACAGCCCAAAGUGGAGGAAACGAAAGAGAAACUACCGUUUCCGGCACCAAUUAUAUUCCAGGCAAUUAGCGCCAAUUUUCCGGACAAGGGCACCGCCCAGGAGCUAAAGGAAAAGUACAUUGAGCUCACCGAGCAUCAGGAUCCGGAGCGACCGCAGGAGUGCACGCCCAACAUCGAUGGCACCAAGGCGGAGAGUGUUUCCAGGGAGCGCACGAUGCACUCAUUUCACACGUUGUUCUGUCGUCGCUGCUUCAAAUAUGAUUGUUUCCUUCAUCGUCACCAUGUACAGGGUUUGCAGGGACAUGCUGGUCCCAAUCUGCAGAAGCGACGCUAUCCCGAAUUGAAGACCUUUGUGGAACCCUGCAGCAACUCCUGUUACAUGUUGAUUGAUGGCAUGAAGGAAAAGCUGGCAGCCGAUAGCAAAACGCCGCCGAUUGACUCUUGCAACGAGGCCAGCUCAGAGGACAGUAAUGAUAGCAACAGCCAGUUCAGCAACAAGGAUUUCAAUCCCGAAAUUGGCAAGGAUAAUGGCAUAGCGGUCAACAGCGCUGAGAUUAACUCCAUUAUGGCUGGCAUGAUGAACAUUACCAGCACGCAGUGCGUGUGGACUGGUGCCGAUCAAGCGCUCUUCCGGGUGCUGCACAAGGUGUAUCUGAAGAACUAUUGUGCUGUGGCGCACAAUAUGCUGACAAAGACCUGCCGCCAGGUGUACGAGUUUGCGCAGAAGGAGGCAGCCGAGUUCAGUUUUGAGGACUUGCGUCAGGACUUUACUCCGCCGCGCAAAAAGAAGAAGAAGCAACGUCUGUGGUCGCUGCAUUGCCGCAAAAUCCAGUUGAAAAAGGACUCGUCCUCGAAUCAUGUGUGCAACUAUACUCCCUGCGAUCACGCCGGUCCCUGCGACGAGAACUGCUCGUGCAUACAGACCCAGAACUUUUGCGAGAAGUUCUGCAACUGCAGCAGCGAUUGCCAGAACCGAUUCCCUGGCUGUCGCUGCAAGGCGCAGUGCAACACCAAGCAAUGCCCUUGCUAUUUGGCUGUCAGAGAGUGUGACCCGGAUUUGUGUCAGGCUUGUGGUGCCGAUCAAUUCAAGCUGACCAAAAUCACUUGCAAGAAUGUGUGCGUUCAGCGUGGAUUGCAUAAACAUUUGCUGAUGGCACCUUCCGACAUUGCUGGUUGGGGCAUUUUUCUGAAGGAGGGCGCCCAGAAAAAUGAAUUCAUAUCCGAGUACUGUGGCGAGAUCAUAUCGCAGGAUGAGGCCGAUCGCCGUGGCAAAGUGUAUGACAAAUACAUGUGCUCAUUUCUGUUUAAUUUGAAUAACGAUUUUGUUGUGGAUGCCACACGGAAGGGCAACAAAAUUCGAUUUGCCAAUCAUUCAAUCAAUCCCAAUUGCUAUGCAAAGGUCAUGAUGGUCACCGGUGAUCAUCGCAUUGGGAUCUUUGCCAAGCGCGCCAUUCAGCCGGGUGAGGAACUCUUUUUUGACUACAGAUACGGGCCCACCGAGCAACUUAAAUUUGUUGGCAUCGAGCGUGAAAUGGAAAUCGUUUAAUCUGCUUACAUUUACUUUAAAAACUACUAUGCAUUCAAUUAAAUAUCAAUCAUAUAAAUAUCAA